AUGUUCAGUGCCCACGGGCUGUGGGAAGCUGAGGAGACAGAGGCUGGCGUGGCCAAAGCAGCAGUGGCUCCAGUUGCCUCGGCCGAGGCGACAAGGCAGCGGAUGCCUUGGGAGGUCGAGCCCGGUGUGGCGAAGGCAUCGGCCACUCCAGCCCCGAUCACCGCGGCGAAGCAGCGGAUGCCCUGGGAAGUGGAGCCCGGGGUGGCGAAAAGCUCCCCCGCCGUGGCACCUGGACCUGCAAAGCAGCGCAUGCCCUGGGAGACCGAGCCGGGAGUUGCCAAGGCCAACGCGCAGACGGCCAAAGCCGAACCGGCCCGCCAGCGCAUGCCCUGGGAGACUGAGUCUGGGGUGGCCAAGACUGCUGGAGCUCCGCCGAAGGCGGGGCAGGCCAGACAGCGCAUGCCCUGGGAAGCGAAACCGCAAGCGUCAGCACAAGCAGCGGGCGCCAGCACGACGACAUCCUCGGCGCCCACCCCCCAAGGGCUUUCGGGCAAGUGGGUGCUGCUGCCAGACCCGCAGGCCGCGGACGACCUCCUGGCCACGGGGAAGGCAAUCGACAGCCGGCCUGUGAAUGGCCUGCCAGGCUCUGCACCGGCAGGCAAAGCCGGAGGAGCCGGAGCUGGCACUUUUGUGCGGCAGGCACAGGGAAAGGCCAGCAGUGACGCAAAAGUGCUGAGGUUCGAGGACUUGGACUGGGAUGGAUCUGGGUCCAUCAGCAAGGAAGAUCUGAUGAACGUGCUGAUCGCCUUCCAGACUCAGCAGGUUACAAUCGAGAUGCCCAACGUGCAGAUGGAAGCUGCAAAAGCCAAGGAGCAGCCUCCUCAACCGAAGCCUUCUUUAAUCUACGGGACCUGCGUUCACUGCAACAGGGCUCUCACUGACGAUUCCACUUUCUGUCGACACUGCGGCAUGCGCCGGGUUGAAUCGGCCUUAGACUGGGACGCGGAUGUUAUCAAGACGCAAGGACAGGGUGCGGAAGUGUCAAACUUGGUAGUACACUUUACCCUUUUUUUCGUUCUGGGAUCCAUUAUAAAGUAA
Molecule: messenger RNA, 1038 nt
Organism: Symbiodinium natans
Lineage: Eukaryota; Dinophyceae; Suessiales; Symbiodiniaceae
Source: the annotation of a GenBank genome assembly